AUGUCUGCUGGCCAACGUUCAUCCCAAGUUGACAGGCCCACCUACCACCUGGAGCCGGAGCACGUGCUGUCGGGGACUCGUCCGUCUCCCCGACAAGCUCAUGAGGUAGCCGAAUCUUCGGAGGACGACUCUACCUUCAAGGAAGGCAUCUCCGAUAUGGACGACUCUGAAGGGUCCCAAGACUGGACGGAAUCGCGAGGCAAAAAGCGCCGACGGAAAAGUGGCGGCUCGGGCACGUCCGGGACUACUAGCCACAGGCUACUUGAAGAGGGGUUCACCGUCUUGUUCGCCCCCACCAACUCCGACUCGGUUGCGUCGCUCAGUCCAUCCAAGCUUACAGAAUACGUCGAAUGUGCUGCGCCAGGUGCCGUCAAAGAAGUCCGCGUCAACAAGGCAAGGAACUUAAUCGCGGUCGAAGCACGGACACCCAAGCUCAAGGGAGUACUCCUGGACCUCAAGGUACUCUGCACCACUCCUGUCCGAGCAUUCCUCCCCAGUCCCCCGAACACCUGCAUCGGGCUUAUCAGGGACGUGGAACUCGGCCUUUCUGACGCUGACAUCCGGAACCAGAUACGGGCUCCAGUCAAGAUCUGGGACGUGCGGCGACUUGGGGAGAAGUCUAAACUCGUGAAGAUUGUCUUCCUCGGGAAGACGCGGCCCGACUCCCUCCUUUACGGACUAGUUCGAACUCCGGUCCUGCCUUUCAAGGUAAAAGCCCUGCAGUGUCGGCGGUGCCUCCGUUACGGCCAUAUAUCCGCGGUCUGCAAUCGUCCCCAAGCAUGCGCACGAUGCGGCGCCUCACACGACGGCGGGUGCGAAUCACCCGAACCAAAGUGCAUCAACUGUCGUCAGAGCCAUGAGGCCACGUCCUCGUCCUGCCCAACCCGACGUCGAGAGGUCGCCAUCUCGCGUUACCGCUCAGAAAACAACGCAACGUUCCGGGAUGCUCGCGAAGCACUCCGUAACUCCUCGUCAGCCAAGUCAGAAAAGAAUUCACGCAGUGAGCAGGGUAGCACCCCCUCAGACAAGAAUGUACCCCAAGACGCGCGUCCUUCCCCGACUGACACUCAUGCACCGGCGGUAUCAUCCCCUACCUGCCAAGAAACCGAUGCCACUCCCGGCACCAGCCUCUCAGCCUCCAGCACCACGGUAAAACAGGCCUGGGCAGAAACUGUCAAAAGCUCGAAACCAUCCAAAGGCCGCGACACCCGAGCUUCUCGACAAGGCGUACCUGUGCCGCCAUCUUCAGGCCACACUGAAGUCGCCGCCCCCUUCUCGCCGCAUCCCUUCAAGUCCACUGUAACCAUGAUCUUUGGCGCCGUGCGUGACCUAAUCCACAUCCUGCCAACAUCCUCGUUCCGUAAGUUCCUGGAAGCCGUCCUAGCGCUCGAGGGCAUCAUAGGGGCGCUGCUCUGAAGCUCGACUGACAGCGGUACCCUUAGCCCCGCUGAUGCCUCCCUCAGUGCAUCAGUC
Molecule: messenger RNA, 1473 nt
Organism: Ixodes scapularis (black-legged tick)
Lineage: Eukaryota; Metazoa; Arthropoda; Arachnida; Ixodida; Ixodidae
Exons: 1
Coding region: 1-1416 (471 amino acids)
Source: RefSeq, a predicted model, not a curated record